AACGCAUACGUCGCGGUGCAAGCCAGCGUAGCGGCCGCCCGACCCAAUUGAGCUGUUGCACGCCUUGUACACAUCCCCUUUGAUCGCACCUUUGCUGCGCGUGCCGAACUGUGGUCCCUGAAGUAGCAGGGAGGGGAGAGCCUCGCGUGACAGCCACUGGCUCUGGCUCACGUCGAGGGCCGCCCGCGCCCCUCAUGUUGCUCCGCGCCGCGGCCAGGCGCGCGCCCCGGAGGACGCAGCAGCGCACCUUCGUCGUCGCCGCGCGAAAGCAACCGCAGCAAGCUAGAGCGUACUCCUCGCCGAAGCCCCCGCAUUUGACCAGUAAAACAUUACCGAGAGGCAGGAUCGGCUUCGUCAAUGGCAUCCGGCAGCUCCAGAAGAGCCUCUUGAACGGUUUUGACCAGAGACCGACGCUCUCCGAACUCCUGCCGCCGGACGCCUCAAUCACGGACGUCGACAAAGAGCACAUAAAAAACUUGCCGCGCUUCGACGCCGCCGAGGACGCGGAGGUUCUACUUUGUGCUUCCGAGACGGGCUUCGACCUCGGCGUCAAAAGAUUACGGAAAGCGUUACAAAGUGGCGACUCGUCCCUCACGCUCCACGGCAAGGAGCUCCACUGCCUCGGCUUCGACACGGAGCGGACGCCGACCUUCCGACUAGGCCAGCCCGAGCAGCCCGUGGCCUGCCUGCAGCUGGCCAGUCACGACCUCGUCGUGCUGUUUCUGCUGAAGAACAUGAGGCAUAUACCGGCUUCUUUACAGGACCUGUUGGAGGACCCGGGCGUGCUGAAAGUAGGCGUGGCGUUAUCCGAGGACACGAAUGCGUUAUCGAGGCACGCGCCCGGCUUGACUGUUCGUGGGCUUGUUGAUCUGGCUCCUUUAGCAGAAGCGAGGUUUCCCUCGCUGACACGACGAGGCCUGCGGGGCUUAGUGGCCUCACUCGGUGGUCGACGACUAUCAAAACACCAGUCGACGGCUUCCUGGGGCCAGCGGACGUACACGCCGGCGAUGAUCCGGUACGCGGCGAACGACGCGCUUGCCGGGUUGUUUUGUUUCGGGCGGAUCCUGGGCCACGACCGGGAAGACGAGCGGAAGGUCGCGUAAGAGUUUGUAGUU
Messenger RNA from Pelagomonas calceolata, 1115 nucleotides. The record is from the annotation of a GenBank genome assembly. NCBI's taxonomy places the organism in Eukaryota, Pelagophyceae, Pelagomonadales, Pelagomonadaceae.